Molecule: messenger RNA, 1506 nt
Organism: Triticum turgidum subsp. durum (durum wheat)
Lineage: Eukaryota; Viridiplantae; Streptophyta; Magnoliopsida; Poales; Poaceae
Source: the annotation of a GenBank genome assembly
AUGGCAAAUUUGGUCACCAACUGUGGUUUCAGUCCAUCUCCUGCUGUUAAGGCACACUGCAACUCACCAAGUUAUGGCCACAAUUUCAUCCGAUUACAAAAUUCGAAAUCUUCAACUUCAAGUCUGAACCUCAAAUCAUCUUCCAAGAGGUCAAAUAAGUUAUAUGUUACUUGUGCUAGUACUGCUGUACAAGGACAGACACAAACACCUCUUACUGGUAGUCAGCAAGCAUCUGGGCAAUCAUCCUCUAAACCCAAAAAAGUUAUGGUUAUUGGUGGAGAUGGGUACUGUGGCUGGGCAACUGCACUUCAUCUGUCCAACAAAGGUUAUGAGGUUGCUAUUGUUGAUAAUCUUGUUCGACGCCUUUUUGACCAUCAACUUGGCCUUGAUUCACUUACUCCCAUAGCUUCCAUUCAAAAUCGCAUUCGCCGAUGGAAAUCUCUUACGGGGAAGACAAUUCAGCUCUUCAUUGGUGAUAUAUGUGACUUUGAAUUCCUUUCAGAAGCUUUCAAGUCUUUUGAGCCAGAUUCUGCUGUCCACUUUGGUGAACAAAGAUCAGCACCAUUUUCUAUGAUUGAUCGUUCACGAGCAGUAUAUACACAAAACAACAAUGUUAUUGGAACACUUAACGUAUUGUUUGCCAUGAAGGAGUUUAGUGAAGAGUGUCAUUUGGUUAAACUAGGAACUAUGGGUGAAUACGGAACUCCAAAUAUUGACAUUGAAGAGGGAUUCCUCACUAUUACUCAUAAUGGAAGAACUGAUACCUUACCUUACCCAAAGCAAGCAAGCUCCUUCUAUCAUCUAAGUAAAGUGCACGACUCUCACAACAUAGCAUUUACUUGCAAGGCUUGGGGUAUAAGGGCCACAGAUCUUAACCAAGGCGUCGUCUAUGGAAUCAGAACAGAUGAAACUGCUAUGCAUGAAGAGCUGUCCAAUAGGUUGGACUAUGAUGGAAUCUUUGGAACAGCACUAAAUAGGUUCUGUGUUCAGGCAGCUGUAGGUCACCCGCUUACAGUUUAUGGAAAAGGCGGUCAGACCCGUGGAUACCUGGACAUCAGGGACACUGUGCAAUGCGUGGAGCUAGCAAUCGCAAACCCAGCCAAACCAGGCGAGUUCAGAGUCUUCAACCAGUUCACGGAGCAGUUCUCGGUCAACGAGCUAGCCAAGCUGGUGACCGCCGCGGGAGCGAAGCUGGGGCUGGACGUGCAGACCAAGUCGGUGCCCAACCCGCGCGUGGAGGCGGAGGAGCACUACUACAACGCCAAGCACUCGAAGCUGUCGGAGCUCGGGCUGGUGCCCCACCUGCUGUCGGACUCGCUCCUCGACUCGCUGCUCAACUUCGCCGUCCAGUACAAGGACCGGGUAGACACGGCGCAGAUCAUGCCCAGCGUGUCAUGGAAGAAGAUGGGGGCCAAGCCAAAGACGCGGUGCCGCCUUGUUCCUGAAGACGCGCGCAUUCCUUUCCUUCCAAAGUUCCCAUCCCACAAGAAGGAGAAGGAAAGAUAG